Molecule: messenger RNA, 596 nt
Organism: Paramecium primaurelia
Lineage: Eukaryota; Ciliophora; Oligohymenophorea; Peniculida; Parameciidae
Source: the annotation of a GenBank genome assembly
AUGGAAAUACAUUAGCUUCUGGUAGUAGUGAUUGUUCUAUCCGUCUAUGGAAUGUCAAAACAGGGUAAUAAAAAGCCAAAUUAGAUGGUCAUACUCAUUGUGUCUGGUCAGUCUGUUUCUCUCCUGAUGGAAAUACAUUAGCUUCUAGUAGUAGAGAUAACUCUAUCCGUCUCUGGGAUGUCAAAACAGGAUAACAAUAAGCCAUAAUAGAAAGUCAUAGUAACUAAGUUUGGUCAGUUUGUUUCUCUCCAGAUGGAAAUAUAUUAGCUUUUGGUAGUGGUGAUAAGUCAAUUCGUCUAUGGGAUGUAAAGAAUGAAUAAGAAAUUUAAUCUGAUUACAAUAAAUAUAAAGAUAUUCUAGCUUAAUUUAAGAUUCCAUUCUAAUAAAAUACACCUAUAUCAGAAGGUUAUAUUUAUAAUUUUUAUAUUUUAGUUUCUAAUUUUAUUACAACUCUUGUGAUAUCCCAAAAGGCAAUAUUUCAAGCUAAAGGAGCUUUAAUUCUGAAAGGAGAAUUUAUAACUAAAUCCGGUAUAGAUUUAAAGACAUUGUUCAAAUAAAAAGGAAGUUACUAUUUAGAAGACUAAUCGAAAAAAUGA